UUCUUCCUACGGGCGCUACUUUCAGCACCGGACAGCUCCCGUAUUCCCCACGCUCCGCCCACCUACGGCAGACUGGCAGUGAGAAACAACCACACACACCGGUGGGCGACACUUAGAUGGCCUAUUAGGGUUUUAUUGGGAGGGACGGAAGUUCAAGAACAAUUUGCUCCGUCCCUCGUCAUCCUACUCCUCUCACAUGGAUUUCUCCGAGAAGGAGUAACAAGAGACCGUGAGCGCUCGCUUCCAACGUCGCUUCAUGUGAAUGGAUUGCGGACUGGAACGACAUGGCUCUCCUGGUCGUCCCGCUGCUUCUGCAAACGGGGCUCGUUUUGGGAUCAAACUACGGUUAUGUGGAGUGGUCGGAUAAUGAGCGAGACGAGAAGAACCCGCCGGUUUUCAGCACCCAAAACAUCAACAGGGAGCCGCCCCACCACCCGACCUACUACUCGGUACCUGCUACCGAGCGCGCGGUGGUGGCGCACAAAAUUGAAGAGGACCUGCCGAGGGUGGUGACCGCUUUCCUGCACACCGGGGACUCCUCGGCGCUGAGGCAGGUCAACUGUUCGCGGAGGUAUGAGCUGAGCAGUCUGCGAGGCGGCCUGCAUGUCGCCUCCCACUACUCCCUGCACAGCAUCCUGGACACUGUGGCGCACGCCACAAACUUCCUGAAUAUGAUCCUGCAGGCCAACAGGUCCAGGGAGCACACCCUGCGGAGGGACAUCCACUGGUACCACGCGCUGGUCCAGAGUAUCCUCGAGGGGGACCCCAAAAUCCACAGGGCGGUGGUGACCUUCCACGCGGACGCGCCGACGCCGGGGCCGCACGUUUUUCUCCAGGCGACCAGGACCGAGAAAGAGGUUGUGCUACAGGACUUGUCCAGCGCCGCGCACCGUCACCUGAAGAGCAGGAGCCCGGAGUCCGACUGGUUUAACGAGUUUAGGGACAGGAGGAGACCGCACAUGCACAGAAGAGUCCCGGAGACAUCUGGCGCCAAGAGUGGAGGUUACCUUCUGGACAAAAACCAGAUCAAGUGGUCCGCACCGUACCUGGAGUGUGAACACGGGGCGUUUGUGCCCCAUUGGCUGCUCACCUUGUCUGCCGGCUUCUAUGGACUGAAGAGCAACUCUGCACCAGAGUUCAGGGGUGUUGUCCGUGUGGAUGUAAACCUGCAGGAUGUGGACAUUGACCAGUGCUCCACCAGUGGCUGGUUCGCUGGGACUCACCGCUGUAAUCUCACCAGUAUGGAAUGCACUCCAAUCGUUGGCCAUGGAUUUGUGCUGGACAAGUACAAGUGUCAGUGCCGGACAGGAUUCUACCAUCCAAGUCGAGUGGCGCUCAAUGGCUUUAAAAGUAAGGAGCAGGGCUCUAACAGAGACGAGACCUCUGAUGUGUCCAGUAAGUGCCUGCCAUGCCGCGAGGGCUGCCCCUACUGCCGGGACGACACACCUUGCCUGGUGCAGGAGGAUGGUAUUCUGCGGCUUGCUGUGGCCUCCUUCCAGGGUCUGUGCAUGGUGCUGGACCUGGCCAGCAUGGUGGUGGUCUACCACUUCAGGAGGAACAAGAGCAUCCGUACAUCUGGUCUCAUUCUGCUGGAAACCAUCUUGUUUGGGGCUUUACUGCUCUACUUCCCAGUGAUGAUCCUUUACUUCCAUCCCAGUGUGUUUCGCUGUAUCCUCCUGCGGUGGGUUCGCCUCCUGGGUUUCGCCGUCAUGUACGGCACCGUCAUCCUCAAACUGUACAGGGUGUUAAAGGUGUUCCUGUCCCGCACAGCCCAGAGGACACCUUACAUGACCAGCUGGCGGGUCUUGAGGCUGCUGGCAGUGAUUGUGCUGGUGGUGCUGUGGUUCCUGGUGGCCUGGACCUCCGCUGUGUGCCAGAACCCUGAGCUGAGUCGGGCCCUGAUUGCCGCAGGCCUCACCCCAGAGGGGCUGCAGUUCAGCAUGUGUCUGCUGGACCGAUGGGACUACAUGAUGGCUGUCGCGGAGUUCCUGUUCCUGCUGUGGGGUGUGUACCUCUGCUACGCUGUCCGCACUGUGCCCUCGGCUUUCCACGAGCCACGUUACAUGGCUGUGGCCAUCUACAACGAGCUCCUCAUAUCAGCCAUCUUCCACAUCAUCAGGUUCUCUCUGGUGCCGGGGCUGCACCCUGACUGGAUGCUCAUGUUGUUCUUUGCUCACACUCAUCUGACUGUGACUGUGACUCUGGGCCUGCUGCUCAUUCCAAAGUUCCUGUCCAAAGGGACACAGGCCAGGGAUGAUAUUGCCACCGAGGCCUAUGAGGAGGAGCUGGACAUGGGAAGAUCUGGCUCUUAUCUCAACAACAGCAUUACCUCAGCCUGGAGCGAGCACAGCUUGGACCCUGAGGAUAUACGGGAUGAGUUGAAGAAGCUGUAUGCCCAGCUGGAAGUCUACAAAUGUAAGAAGAUGCUCGCCAACAACCCUCACCUUCAAAAGAAGCGUAAUUCCAAGAAAGGUCUGGGCCGCUCUCUGAUGAAACGGAUAACAGAGAUCCCAGAGACCAUGCACAUACACCGGCAGUGCAGUCGUGAAGACGGCAGCGAACAUGGCAGCAACCGGAGCACCUUGAGGAGAAACCCCUUUGAACCGAGUCACCAUGGCAAACCUCGGGAUGACUCCCUGAAGAACAAAGUCAUGGGUUUGAAGAAGUCACUCAGCUAUGACCACGUUUGUGACCAAGAUGAGGAAACUGGAAGCCAAACUGGCUCUACUGCAGAAGACAAAAUGACUCCUGUUGGAGGCAGUGGGGAAGGUUCUCUUCUGGGUUCCCUGAUUGGUCGGAAACAUGCAAAGAAGCAGCUGGAACCUGCCGCAACUCCACCGAGACUUGAACCAGCUGAGUCCACUGAGUCUGUCCCACUGUUCUGGAAAUCAGCCAGUGCUCACAACUUAACGCACGAGAAGAAACCCGUCCACCUGCGGACCUCUAUCAUGCAGAAGUCUCUGAGUGUAAUUGCAAGUGCCAAAGAGAAAAUGCCCGGGCUGACCAACAAGACGCAAAGUGUGGAGGACGCCAGUAAAAAGGGCCUGAAGGGACAGGAGGAGAGAAUGCUAUCUGAGGUGGAUGAGACACCUGAGCAUUACCCUAAGAUGAUCAUCAGCCAGUCAGUGGAGUACUCAAAGACACCCAUGAAGAUGGGGAUCAUGAAACAACAGGUAAGUGGCAGCCAGCCAUCCAUUUGCUCCGAGACUGGUAGAAACCUCUAUGAUGUGUCCGAGGUUUGUCCCUGGGAGUUGGAAGAGCCUCAGACUCCCUCUGAAGCAAAGACCCAGAAACAUGUUUCCAUUGCUCCCGGAGAAACAACCACCGGCCGGAGGGGCAGCAGCAGCAGCUCUGGGAUGACCAAAGGUAACCGCUCCCAGCAGAGGCAGAAAUCAGUGCAGUCCCCUUCCAACAGACGCCGCUCCAAAGAUAAAGGAGGAGAAAGGGAGGAAGGAAGGGAAACACGGAAAUCUCGGCCACCCAGGUCACCUCUCCCUCUUAAGCCAGACGUCUGUCCCUGGGAAUUUGAUGAGCAGCCAAUGCUGGGAAGAGAUUCAGAUUCCAUCUCCCCAGACAGAAUCAGGCGUAAGAAAAGCGUCACUCCCACUGAUGGGAAACCCAAAGGGCUCCACUCAGACCACUCUAAGUCCACAGGGAGCCUUUUACAGCCCCCCUCUCUGAUGGUAGAGAUCUGCCCAUGGGAUUACUCCAGCCCACCUUCACCUAAGCAAGAGAAGACCUGCAACAGCCCCACCACACACAAGAAGAAACGGAAAGGCUCCUGCUCGUCCAACCACAAAGCCGAGAAGGACAAAGGGAGGGAGAAAAGCAGAGAAAGGCGGAGCUCCUCCAGCAAGCCGCCAUCAGAGAGGAGACGCGUUAGCCAGUCGUCAGAGUGCAGCGGGCCAGUUUCUGAGCGGCGGAGGAGCUCCACCAGAGACCCAGAGGUGAUGGAGAUCAGGAGGCCGGAGGUUUUCUCCCGGGAGGCCGAACCCUCACACACCAGCUUUGCUCAGACUAAAAAAUCAUCAGAGAAGAAGAAAGAGAGCUCCUUGAGUACUAGUUACAAACCUGCAGUCAUGGCUGAUGUUUGCCCCUGGGACUUUCAGGAGCAAGACUCCGAAGAGAGGGCAUGAUGACUGGUGUGAUGAUUGUAUUUUUUGUAUUCAAAGACUGACAGCACAGAGGACAAAGCGAAGGAACUGAAAGAUAAAGAUGUAGAAUUGUUUUUCUGAAAAGUGAAAAAAGAUUUUGUGAGGAAACAAAGAUGUAUUCUGCUGUCCAUGAUGCAAUUCAAACAUUACCAUUUGCUAAAUAACAAACUUCUUGUUGUUACAUUGCAAUGAAUGCAACCUUGAAGUCACUUUAAAGGAAUUUUCAGUCUGCACUUUUGCUUGCACAUUUGUCAGAGUUACACUGUAUGUAUGUUUUAUCACACUGAGUACAUCAAGGUCAUUGAAAAUACAUACCUGUAUUUACCAGCAGAUCAGACAAUCAUGUGUCACAAACACAGUAAAAGCCUCACCUAAUGAGCUUAUUGAAUUUUGAUGAAUGUUUCCCAUUACGCUGGUGAUAUUCCACGUUACGCAGUAAGUCAGUGGAGACUUACUGUAUCAGAUGAUAAAAACAAGCAAGCAGCAGGAAAAAAGACCUGAGGAAAAAUGGGAUAUCAGCUCUGAGAAGCAGAACCAAAGCCCCAGACACAGGAGUGAUGUCUUACCUGUAGGCCAAAUACAUAAUUCAUGGCACAAAUAUGAUCUGUUUGAUUAGUGAAAUGUGGGAAUAACAAAGGAUUGUAGUACAGCUUCAUUUUAAAUUGAGAAAAAACUGUAUGUUUCAGUAAAAGUGCUCAAUAUGUAUUUUUCUAAAAAGCCAUUGCAUGUGGCAAACUAUCAGCAUCCAAUAACUAAAUGUUUAUUGGUUAACUUGUACUCAAAUAUGACAGUGGAACUUUUGAUGUUGUUGCUUAUGGUAUUUGUCUCCUUAUGUACCACAUGAUGCUUUUGAAAUGAUGUGCAUCGCCAUCAAUAAUGAACACACAUAUUUCAAAUGGCUUGCAGUUACAGCUGAGCAGCAGUAUUAAAAUAUCCAUGAGGCUCUCCCUUUUGUUGAUAUUUAUUUACUGUUUACUCUAUAUUCUUGCCCUGGAUGUCCCUUCUCAGAGGCUGUAGUAUUUCCAUGUGUCUAAAAAAUGUUCGGAAGUCUUUCAAGGACUAAAACCAAGCCUGACUAGGGUGGAUGAUGUGAAUAAUGCAUUUUUUUCUGUCACUGAGUUACCCAUUUUACAUCUGCUUGAAUGCACCUUCUUUCAAAUCUUUGCACAUAUUCAAUCGCUAAAACCACCACAAUGCAUGACCAAAGCUUUUCUUUUUGCCACUUUCUCACUAACAGAAAAUGAGUAAUUUCAGCAUCACCUCCAACAACGACAACAACAGUCAGCCUUUCUGCCCUGUGAUCAGCCACCCACCUUUGACACCUAAUGCAAUGCUGUCACACAUGGCAGCUUCAUUAUUCUGUGUGCAUGACAGUAAAAAACAGGGGUUAUGAUACAGUAACGUUCACCAGAAGGCAUUAAAAAAUCAUUGCAUAUAUUAUGAAAUACUUAAAGAGGACAUGGGAUUUUCAAAUAUAGAUGUCAGAUGUUGUCAUGUAUUUAUCAAGCAUUUUAGGGAAGAACUUUCUGUGCAAACGUCCUUUUUUGCUCAUCAAGCAUUCAGAAAAGAGCAUCAAUAAAGUGAAAGCUUGAUAAAUAAACAUGACCCACCACUCAAACUUUCACAAGGUUUUUUUCUAUCCGAUGGUUUUAGGCAGUUUGAAAUGGAAUGUUGUAACUUGCCCACUACAUGUAUUUUAUGCUUGUUAUACUGUGUAGUGUUGCUCCAAAAAGUUACAAAAUGUUGUAGCAUCCACAUGGGAGUAUUUAUAUUGUACAUUCAUAUUGUGUCGCAUGUACAUACAAUAAAUACCCUGUUCUCGAUUCUGGAUUAAAUAUUUCUAUAAAUCCCCA
Molecule: messenger RNA, 6007 nt
Organism: Dicentrarchus labrax (European seabass)
Lineage: Eukaryota; Metazoa; Chordata; Actinopteri; Moronidae
Product: probable G-protein coupled receptor 158
Exons: 14
Coding region: 285-4136 (1283 amino acids)
Biological process (GO): G protein-coupled receptor signaling pathway
Cellular component (GO): membrane
Molecular function (GO): G protein-coupled receptor activity
Source: RefSeq, a predicted model, not a curated record